AUUUCAGCCAUAGUACGUACCCGCCUUCUUUAGUUUAAUUGCUUUGUUGGUAUCGAUCCCAACUAUCUAUUUAUUUCUGUUUUACCGGAUCUCGAAGCUGAAUACUGAUCAUAAGCAACUAAGUGAGUACCUGGCUAGCUAGACGAGAGAUGGAUAAACAGUUUUCUGUGAAGGUGGAGGAAUGUGGAAGAAAAGGUGCCGGUGGUCAUGAUCCAUCUGUUGGUCCUGUCUACCGUAAUCUUCUUGCCAAACAUGGUUUCCCACCAAUUGAUGAUUCUCAUUUGAAUACUACUUGGGAUGUUUUC
Molecule: messenger RNA, 305 nt
Organism: Lactuca virosa
Lineage: Eukaryota; Viridiplantae; Streptophyta; Magnoliopsida; Asterales; Asteraceae
Source: the annotation of a GenBank genome assembly